This is a messenger RNA of Tribolium castaneum (red flour beetle), 5333 nucleotides long. RefSeq lists its product as uncharacterized. Lineage: Eukaryota; Metazoa; Arthropoda; Insecta; Coleoptera; Tenebrionidae. The record is from RefSeq and is a predicted model, not a curated record. Gene Ontology annotation, molecular function: protein binding; ATP hydrolysis activity. The coding region runs from base 221 to 5170 and encodes 1649 amino acids. The transcript has 7 exons.
UAGUAUUAUUGGUUGCAGAGCUAUAAUUUUUAAUUUUAACAAUUAACCCUUACUUACAUGAUAAUAAUUUGUUUAACAAGUGAGACAAUAAUUAUAAAAUAAAAAAUUUAAUUUGGCAGUGAAUUAAAACACUUAAGUAUACUGAAAAUGAUAAUAUUGAUCGCAAUGUUGCACCAUAUGAACCUUGGUAAUGUGGAAUUUUUAAGGAAGCUGUAAACAUAUGGAGCCCAACAAGUUUAAAAAACGAGCUGGAACCACCGACUUUGGCAAAAAAUACGAGGACUUGAACUUAGCUCGUUUGGUCCUAAAACUGGUAAUUGACGACACAGUCGACGAUUUCACGAUAUCGUCAAACGACGACAAGUUUGGUGAUUUUGACGACAUUGUUAUUGAACUAAAAUCGGGCAAAAGCUUUACCAAAACAGCUAUACAAAUAAAAUACAGUAAUGAAGGGAAAACCUUACCGGUGUCAAGCUUUUGGUGCGAAAAAGGAGACUUUAGUUUGAAGAAAUAUCUAAGAUCGUACAAACAAAUCAAACAAUACAAAUUAAUACUUUUCACAAACCGGAAACUGGACCUGGCACAUGAAAAUAGCUUCAAUUUUGAAAACAUAUCGCUUAGAAUUGUACAAGAACAAGUCGAUCAAUUGGUAAAUUCGGCCAAAGAUGACGGGAGGUGCUAUAAGUUUGAAGCGAACGAAGCGAGUGACUCAAAUUUGGAAAUUUUGGGUUUUUUCGAAAAUUUUCGUAUUUUUACGAACCAAUCGAGCGUCAGUGUGAUUGAAAAAAUGACUCUUGACGAGUUUCAAAAAAUAUUUCAUUGCCCCUCGGAACAUUUCCACACUUAUUUGCAAUUUAUCACCAGGUGGAGUCUUUUGGAAGGAAAUAAGGAAAAGUUGGGUAAAGAGUUGAUGAAACGUGCGAUAGCACUCAACGUCUUGUCUCCAUUUAUUCAACCCUUGGUUCCAUCAUUAACUGACGAAAAAAUGAUUUUGUUGCGAAAAGCUAUAGCAAAGUUUCAAGUGACAGUUUUUCGGAAAAAAUCGUACGACAAAAUCAAGGGAUUAUGGGGCGAUUUUUACCAAAAACUUGGCCAAAAUAACAAUGAUAAUAAAAUCAAAUCACGAUUUCAAUUGGAUCAAGACGAUUCAUUUGGUAGCAAAAUGUUGUGGUUAAAAUCGGACGCUCCUUUAAUAGUUGUUGAAAAUGUGACCACAUCUCGCAUCAUCCAAAUGUGCAAUGACUGGUUUAUUGUGCUUGGAAAUGGUCCGAUUUUGUCACAAAAUCGAACAGUUUUCCGACAUUUGGUUGAUUUAAAUCAAGGGUCUGAAAUGUAUAAACUCACUUGUUGUGUGCAAGGGAAGGAACAACAACUUUUCGAGACUUUUUUCGAUAAUGAAAUGAGGCAAGUUGUGACAACUGAUGAUUUGGUGCAAUUAUUGUCACAGGAAGUUUAUUCGUUUGGUGGCAAACAUGAGACUCUUCCUGUGCCUUACAUUGAGAGGUUUUUGACUGGACAUGUGAUACGUUUUGAGCAUUUGCACAAAAUGGAUUCCUUGGUUGUGAUUAAUUGUGGGAAAAAGUUGGAGACAAUCACCAAACGAAACAAAAUCAAGAGUCUUUUGAGGGGACUUAACGCAAUCAAUGGUUCGGAUUAUUUGAAUGACACUUGUUACCACAAAAGUGAUUGUGACCUACUUAAGCCAAAAUUAUUCCUUUUUGAAGAUAAGUGUUCCCAACAAGACUUUGACAAAAUCAGAGAAUUGAACAAAUCUGAAACCAUUCACCACUUUAGUGUUGUUGAAGACGACGAACACUUGGAGUGGCUCAAAAGCAACAAAAAUGCAAAUGACUUGAAAGAAUUCUUGAUCAAAAGUGUGACCAUCAACGAAUCUCUUAUUUUCGACAAAAGUGGUGUUAAUGUGAUCAUCGGGGAACCCGGCAUUGGUAAAACAAUUUUCAUUCAGAGUUUAAAAAAUCACAAUUCGCCAAAUAUUUGGAGCGUUAUUUUGUCCCCUUCUGUGUUUCAAAAUCCCUUCAAUAGACACACUUUUGAGGAGAUUAUUUUAGCCCAAACACACACCAACCUUGACAGGAAAAUUCUCCAAAUUUUGAUGAAGAAGAACCGAGUUGUGUACAUUUUGGACUCUUUGGACCAAAUCUCCUUGGAACAACUUACUUGCAUUUGUGAUUUUUUCCGUACUGAAGAGUUACCACUUUGGAUCACUUCACGUCCCCACUUGCAAAACUAUCUCGAAACGAAGCUAAACGUUUUGUCACGAACGAUUUUACCAUUCAGUGACGUCCAAAAAAAAUCAUACAUUUGCAAACGUCUCGAAGAGAAAUAUCCAGACAUUGGGACAGAAGUUCUCAAAAUCGAAACAUACAUAAACCAGGAGAUUCUAAACAACCCGUUACACAUCUACAUGUUGACCGAAGUCUUUAGUCUUGAUGACGACAAGUUUUCUCAACUUUCGGCCGAUUUGUUCAACGUCUGCGACUUGUAUGAGUAUUGGAUUGAACAAAAAUUCGCCCUGUAUUACAAUCAAAAGUUUGGUGUUUUGGCCAAUGAUCGUGUUUUCGAAGAACACAAAAACUACCUCAAACGCGACUAUCAACUAGCUGCGUUACAUCGAAAUGCCGAAUUUUUGGAAAAAGUGAAAAUUGAAGGUGAUCCGAUUGGUAUCAUGGAAGUAACAGACGAUCAAUCCCCAAAAUUUUUCCACCCUUCGAUUGCCGAAUAUUUCAUCGCGUCCCACCUUGCUAAAAAUUUUGCCCAAGUCUCGUCUGACUUUAUUUUCAAAGAAGAGAACAGAAAUGUACGAUAUUUCUUCGACUUGUUACUCGCCCAAAAUUCCAAACCACACAUGGCAGUAUUUUACCGAAAUUUGGACGUGUUGAAGAAAAUCGAGAAUUUGGACAAGUUUGUCGAUUCAGGGGGACGUAACGUGUUACACUUGGCGUGUUCUUGGGGCCAGACAUAUCCAAAUUUUGAUGUGGAAACGCAAGAACAAGACUGGAUUUAUUUGGUUACACCGAAGGAAACGAGUGAAGUGUUACGUGAAGACCCCAAUUACAAAGAAAUGAUUGUUUAUCUAGUAGAAAAGUUGGAUUUGUGGCAACGUGACACUUUAUUCAACUAUACGGCGUUACAAUAUGCUGAAGCUUCCAACUGUCUAUACACCAAAAUGAUUAUUUUGCGAAAAAUGAACAAAACAAUAGAUUUGGACACACCGAUGGCUAGUCUAUUGUAUUAUGCGGCGGAAUUUGGCUAUGAAGACGUGUUUAAUUUGUACGAAACGUUUCCCUUGAUUAAACUGAAAGACCAGUCGUUUCUGCACCUUUGUGUGCAACAUGAACACUUCCUAGCCCAACUUUUGGCAAUUGAAAGUUACCACAAAAUGAUUGAUUUUGCACCAAAUGGUGAAACAGCGUUACACAAGUGUUGCAAGGAAGGUUACUACAAGAGUGCCUUAUUGUUACGACAAAAUGGCGCCUCCUGUGUUACUACUACAAGUGAUGGUUGGACCCCUUUACAUUUCGCAUCACUAAAUGGGCACGAAUCUAUUGUAACACUUUUGAAAGAUGUUGAUGUAAACACUGCCACUAACAAAGGUUACACUGCGUUACACUGGGCAUGUUACAAAGGUCACAUGACCAUCGUCACGUUACUACUAGAUUUGGGGGCAAAUAUUUACGGUAACACAAAUGUUACGCCAUUGUUGUUGGCUUGUCAGAAUGGACACGAAGACGUAGCCCGUUGUUUGUUACAACUGGGGGCACUUGUAACUACAAGUAAUAGUUGGACGCCUCUUCACUCAGCUUGUUACAAGGGGCAUGAAGGCAUUGUCAAGUUAUUGAUAGAGUUUGGGGCCAGUGUUACCACAGUUGAUGGUAAAAAUGUAACUCCGUUACAUUUGGCAUGUCAUGAAGGGCAUGAAACGAUCGUGGAGUUACUUCUAAAUUUGAGGGCAAAUGUUGAUGCCAGGGAUAGUGUUGGCUUUACUUCGCUUCAUUUGGCUUGUCAUCGAAAUUUUGAACAAAUUGCCAAAUUGUUGAUUGAGUUUGGUGCCAGUUGUGAUGUUUCGGACGAUAAGGGUUUGACUCCGUUACAUUGGGCGUGUCAGGAAGGGCGUGAUCAAAUAGUUGAGUUACUUCUAGCAUCUGGUGCAAACCUUGAAACUGUGACAAAAACAGGCAAAACCCCCUUUCACUUUGCAUGUUUAAAAGGACACGAAGCCGUAGUUCGCCUUUUGAUGCCGUUAGUUAACCCCCAAAUUGCAACAACUCGAAACUUCACCCCCUUACACCUAGCAUGCCAAGAAGGGCACGAAAACGUAGUUGAAUUGUUACUCCAAACUGGUGUUAACAGUGUCACACAAGACGGCUCAACACCCCUUCAUUGGGCUUCACACAAUGGACACUAUAACAUCGUCAAAAUGUUACUCCAAGCGGGGGCAAAAGUUGAAAUUAGGGACAGUGAAGGCUCGACACCACUCCUCCUCGCCUGUUAUCAAGGUUUUGACAAGAUUGCCAAACUUUUGAUACACUUUGGUGCAAAUAUUACCACAAGUAACAAUCGUGGUUUCACCCCUUUGCAUUGGGCAAGUCAACAAAAUCACCCAAACCUGGUCAAAAUUUUAAUCGAAUUGGGGGCGAAAGUUUCAACAGUGACGAAACAAGGGUUCACCCCUUUGCAUUUAGCGUGUCAGAAAGAGCACGUUUCGGUUGUUAAACGAUUGAUUGUCUCGGGUGCAAAUAUUGAAGAUGUUACAAAUAAGGGGUGGACUCCACUUCAUUGGGCUUCUUUCAAAGGACAUGAAACCGUCACGAAUUUAUUGCUAGGGGCUGAUGCUAAUGUCAAUAUUCCUAAUGGGGAAGGUAUGACACCGUUACAUUUGGCUUGUUCGAAGGGUUUUGUCCAAAUUGCAAAUACUUUAAUCGAGUUUGGGGCCAGUACUGAAUGUGAGAAUUGUGAUGGUUUGUCUCCGCUUUAUUUAGCGUGUCAAGGGGGGCAUUUAGAAGUUGUCAAGUUGUUGAUUAUGUUUGGGGUUAGUACAAGGGGUGGGGAAGUUGAAAUUGCUCAAGAAAAUGGAUUCUGUGAUAUUAGAAGAUUGUUGGAGGAGAAAGAAGGGCGAGAAGUAGGGAAAUAUCGCUGCGUUAUUUUAUGAUAUGGAGGAAAAAGGUACCAAAGUGAUGUCAAAGACCCAUGGAUUUGUGUAACUGCCUUACGGAAAAGAUUUAUGAUGAAAAUUAUGCUUAAUGAUUCAGAUCCUCAGUAUGUUUAUUAUAUUUUAUACUUAUUAUGAUAAUAAAAAUUUAAAAAAUUGUGUA